Messenger RNA from Fonsecaea multimorphosa CBS 102226, 1545 nucleotides. RefSeq lists its product as uncharacterized. The transcript is spliced from 3 exons. Lineage: Eukaryota; Fungi; Ascomycota; Eurotiomycetes; Chaetothyriales; Herpotrichiellaceae. Gene Ontology annotation, molecular function: transmembrane transporter activity. The record is from RefSeq and is a predicted model, not a curated record. Gene Ontology annotation, biological process: transmembrane transport. Bases 1 to 1545 code for a protein of 514 amino acids.
AUGGCCUGCUCUUUGGAGAUGUUGCCGGCUCCUGAUGUCGAAGCUAUCGACCCGACCUCUGACCGUGAGAGAUGUCCCACCCUAGGACGGGAUAUUGAGAAGACCCAAGAUGGCGGAGCUGCCGGCAUUCUGAGUAGCGCAGACGGAGCAGACGAGGAGAGGUACAUUGUAUCGUGGGAAGAGCCAGAAGACAAAGACAAAUCCAACCCGAUGAACUGGCCUCCAACCAAGAAAUGGAGGACUAUUGCCUUGCUCUCCUUUACCACCUUCCUUACGCCGUUGGCAUCCUCGAUGUUCGCCCCUGGCGUUCCUGUCGUCAUGGUAGACUUCCACAAUACGUCCAACACGUUUGCCACUUUCGUCGUGUCAAUCUUUGUCCUCGGCUUCGCAGCCGGACCACUGGUCCUGGCACCGCUCAGCGAGUUGUAUGGCCGGGUUCCCGUUUACCAUGUCUGCAACGUCGCAUUCCUAUGCUUCACAAUAAUGUGUGCCAUUUCAAAAGAUUCGGGAAUGCUCCUUGCUUCCAGGUUCUGGGCAGGUUUCGCUGGUGUCGCGACAGUCACCUGUGGAAGCAGUACAAUUGCCGACAUGGUGGCUAGGGAGAACCGUGCCGCUGCCAUGUCCUUCUGGGCAAUGGGCCCGUUGCUCGGACCUGUGGUAGGGCCCGUGGUUGGCGGCGUUCUUGUGGAGAGAGCAAAUUGGAGGUGGACCUUCUGGACCAUUGCCAUAAUGGCCGGACUGGUCGUAGUGGCGGCCAUAUUCAUCUUCGAAGAGACGUACCCCCCCGUAAUACUGGAGAAAAAGGCAGCACGGCUGCGAAAGCAAACCCAGAACAAGAAGUACCGUUCCAAGUUGGCAACGAAGACCUCGGGCAAAGAGCUGUUCCGGCAGAGCUUUCUUCGACCGGCCAAGUUGUUGCUCUUUUCCCCGGCGGUGUCCCUCAUCAGCAUAUACAUCGCCGUCGUGUACGGCAUUCUGUAUAUUCUCUUCACCACGUUUUCGUUCGUGUUUAAAGAGGUGUAUGGCUUCUCCGAGAUUGCACUCGGCCUCACUUUUUUGGGGUGUGGCGUGGGCAACCUGUUGGGUCUUGCGUAUGCUGGCAGGCUGAGCGACCGAGAAAUCCGACGCAAAGUCUCACUGGGACAAGAACCAGUCCCGGAGGACCGCUUGCCGUAUAUCAUUACACUGCCAGCGUGCUCGGCAUUGCCCGCGGGUAUGUUCUUGUAUGGCUGGGCGAUCCAGGCGAAGCUCCACUGGAUCGUAGCCAUGAUUGGUACCUCGCUGACAGGAUUUGGAAUGAUUUGCAUCUUCAUGGCUGCUCAAACGUAUCUGGUCGACGCCCAUCCGCGACACGCAGCCAGUGCGACUGCGGCAAAUGCCGUUCUCCGCAGUGUUGCCGGAGCACUCCUGCCACUGUGCGGCCUGGACGUCUACGAUGCGCUGGGAUGGGGCUGGGGAAACAGUCUGUUCGGAUUUGUUCUCCUCGCAAUGGCACCGCUGCCGGUUGUCUUCAAGCUCUAUGGGCACCGCUUCCGGGGAGAGUGA